AUUCUUUCUUCAAUACUUCCUUCCAGGCUGAGUCAUCACUAGAGAGUGGGAAGGGCAGCGGCAGCAGAGGAUCCAAACCCCAAAGCUGAUACCACAAAGUACCAUUUCUCCAAGUCGGGGGCUCAGAGGGGAGCCAUCAUGAGCGAUGUUACCAUUGUGAAAGAAGGCUGGGUUCAGAAGAGGGGAGAAUAUAUAAAAAACUGGAGGCCAAGAUAUUUCCUUUUGAAGACAGAUGGCUCGUUCAUAGGAUAUAAAGAGAAACCCCAAGAUGUGGAUUUACCUUAUCCGCUCAACAACUUCUCAGUGGCAAAAUGCCAGUUAAUGAAAACAGAACGACCAAAGCCAAACACGUUUAUCAUCAGAUGUCUCCAGUGGACCACUGUUAUAGAGAGAACAUUUCAUGUAGAUACUCCAGAGGAAAGGGAAGAAUGGACAGAAGCUAUCCAGGCCGUAGCAGACAGACUUCAGAGGCAAGAAGAGGAGAGAAUGAAUUGUAGUCCAACUUCACAAAUUGACAAUAUAGGGGAGGAAGAGAUGGAUGCUUCUACAACCCAUCAUAAAAGAAAGACAAUGAAUGAUUUUGACUAUUUGAAACUACUAGGUAAAGGAACUUUUGGGAAAGUUAUUUUGGUUCGAGAGAAGGCAAGUGGGAAAUAUUAUGCUAUGAAGAUUCUGAAGAAAGAAGUUAUUAUUGCAAAGGAUGAAGUGGCACACACUCUAACUGAAAGCAGAGUGUUAAAGAACACUAGACAUCCCUUUCUAACAUCCUUGAAAUAUUCCUUCCAGACAAAAGACCGUUUGUGUUUUGUGAUGGAAUAUGUUAAUGGGGGAGAGCUGUUUUUCCAUUUGUCGAGAGAGCGGGUGUUCUCUGAGGACCGCACACGUUUCUAUGGUGCAGAGAUCGUCUCUGCCCUGGACUAUCUACAUUCCGGGAAGAUCGUGUAUCGUGAUCUCAAGUUGGAGAAUUUGAUGCUGGAUAAAGAUGGCCACAUAAAAAUUACAGAUUUUGGACUUUGCAAAGAAGGGAUCACAGAUGCAGCCACCAUGAAGACGUUCUGUGGUACACCAGAAUAUCUGGCACCAGAGGUGUUAGAAGAUAAUGACUAUGGCCGAGCCGUGGACUGGUGGGGCCUAGGGGUUGUCAUGUAUGAAAUGAUGUGUGGGAGGUUACCUUUCUACAACCAGGAUCAUGAGAAACUUUUUGAACUAAUACUAAUGGAAGACAUUAAAUUUCCUCGAACACUCUCUUCAGAUGCAAAAUCAUUGCUUUCAGGGCUCUUGAUAAAGGAUCCAAAUAAACGCCUUGGUGGGGGACCAGAUGAUGCAAAAGAAAUUAUGAGACACAGUUUCUUUUCUGGAGUAAACUGGCAAGAUGUAUAUGAUAAAAAGCUUGUACCUCCUUUUAAGCCUCAAGUAACAUCUGAGACAGAUACCAGAUAUUUUGAUGAAGAAUUUACAGCUCAGACUAUUACAAUAACACCACCUGAAAAAUAUGAUGAGGACGGUAUGGACUGCAUGGACAAUGAGAGGCGGCCGCACUUCCCUCAGUUUUCCUACUCUGCAAGUGGACGAGAAUAAGUCUCCUUUGUUCUGCUACUUCACUGUCAUCUUAGAUUUGUUACUGAAAACGAUUCCUGGACAUCACUCCAGUCCUAGCUCUUACGAGUAGCAGGAGCACCUUCAGACAUCCCUGGCCGAUGCCAGGUCUUCGCCCCUCACCACCUUCCACCCACACGAGAACACACAUAUGCGCACACACUCGCCCUUUUGUUUUUGCAUGAAGUUGUAUCUAAGUCUAAGGUCUCAUGCUGCUGCUGCUACUGUCUUACUGUUAUAGCAACUUUAAGAGGUGACCGUACAAUCUUUGGAAGUCAUGAGCCCACCAUCGUUCAUUUGUGCACCAAUUGUCAUCUUUUGAUCUUUUAGUUUUUGUUUUUCCCUAACAGUGAAGGCUAAAUGAGAUACACUGAUUCUAGGUACAUUUUUUAACUUUAUAGAAGAUAAAUCAAAAACUAAUUAGACUAAGAAGAUUUAGUUUAUAAUUCAGAACAAGCGAUUGUGGGAGGGUGGUGACGUGCAUAUGCAGAAUUGUAGUGAAGCAUGUCAGGUCAGUGUGUGAAGAGAGUGUGUCACUAGGAUCUGGCUGGAGUUCAUUAGGAAGCAUUUGAGAGAAGGACAGAACAACUGUGGGGAUAGAUAUGUAUACACAUAUACAUUUAAAUUCCUGUUGGAACUGCAGGGGCAGCCCGUACUACACGUGGACGUCCAGAUUGCCGGGGCAGUCAUGGGCAAUGAACACUGUUCUACUGAGGAAGGGAGCAGCAUAUGCACAGUAGGUCAGGGUCACUUCAAGGGUCUAGGAUAUGAUUUGCACCAGAGAGCAUUUUUUCCCUGUGCUUGGAAACCUUUUUCCCUUCUUGAUAUUUAUCACCUCUGAUGGCUAAAGAAUGUAGACAGGUAUAAUGAUCCUGCUUUUCACCAAAAUUUGUACACCAAGGUAAACAGGUGUUUGCCUUAUUUGUUUUAAUUUUUUACUUUCAGUUCUGCGUGAAUUAGCUUUUUCUCAGAUGUUAAAACUUUGAAUGUCCUUUUAUGAUUUUGUUUAUAUUGCAGUAGUAUUUAUUUUUUAGUGAUGAGAAUUGUAUGUCAUGUUAGCAAAUGCAGCUCCAACUUACAUAAAAUAGACUUACUGCAGUUUAUUUUGACCCAUGUGCAAGGAAUGUACACGCCGAUGAGAAUCAUGCACUUUUUCUCCUAUGUAAAAACAUGUUGAUGAGGCUCUGAAAUUGUCCGUAUUGGUGAGAAUUGGGCUUUGGGAGAAGAGAUGCUGUCAUUUAACCCCUUGGUCCUAAAGAUGAGAAAACCCCCAACUAUCCAUGCCAAGGGGUUAACGAGACAAGUGGAUGGUGAUGUUCGCCCAGUUGAGAAGCGGACUGUGACGACGGCUGGCGACGUGACGUAGUGAAGAUAGCUGAGACCUGAGUGAUGAUGAGAAGUGAACUUGACUUGGCAAAAGGAACACAUCUGGAGUAUUGACGAAGUAGGCAGUAAAGGAUAAGAACCUGGUGUGUUUAUUCUGAUCAUGGUACAUUUAUCACUGAAUUAAGCCAUCAGGGAAAAAAACAAAACAAAAAAAGAACACCUCCAACUUUUCUUUUUCUGUAUAUACUCAUGUCUCCAAAUUCUAACAUUUCUCACUGAAGGGGGACAUGUAUGCAAACCUCCUUUUUCUCCUCCAUUAAUGAUGAUCUCCAGAUUAAACCCUUUGGUGCUAGGAGCUGCCAUUUUCCAAAGCAGCCUAUGACGUCCAGGAGGCUGGGGGCCCUUCUUGCAGCGAGCAGGAGGCCGCCCGACUCCACGGAGUGAUCAUGGAAAUGCAUUUUAGUUACACUCUCUGACAGCUCCCAAAUGGAAGACUACAGCAUGAUGUAGUGUUGUGACUGCAUUGUAUGAAAGAGCAAGUGACUUUCUCAUAGGAUGAAUCAUAUUCAUACGCAGAUGUCUUAGCCUCUUGACGCUGGAAGUGUGGAUUUAUAGACAUGAAACCACUGCUGGCGGUGGGUGGACCACUGGGACUGAUGGGGGUUAAAGGGCAUUUUACUAAGGCAGCUAAGACAUAUCAGACAUAGAUUUUAUCCUAAUUUUUCAUACUUCUACCUGAGUGAAGUUCAUCCUUAGUACUGAGUAGGGAGUUAGAGUAAUGGUAGUUCAUUCUUACUUACACAUACAGCUCAACUGUUUUUUUUCACUUGGAUUAUGUUGAAUGUUUCACUUUGACAAGAAAGUAGACUGGAAGGUAUGUUCUGUAAGUUGUCUUGCAUCCAUUGUAUAAGAGCGAGCCAGGUGAGAGAGAGAGAAGAAGGCUAAGACUGGCUGAUGCUCAGAGCAUUCACUCCUUAGAGGGGACGCGUGACACCGCACACUAAGCACAUCGAUAGCUUUUUGUUUCCCCCCAAAUGUUAAGGUGAUUUCUGUGACCUUGGCCAAGGAAACUUCCUAAAGAUUCAUGACGGCGUUGACAGGGCCCCAGGCUGCCACUCCUCACGGCUGGCUUGCCGGCCCAGCCAGUGCCAGGGCUCACCGCUGGUCGCCCCAGACUCCGGCAGUCAGGCACGGUGUUUUCUUGGCUUCGAUUUUGAGAAUCCCUUAUUUUCAGUCCCAGAUCUCAAUCAGCUGACGUGGAGAAUAAUAGAACAACAGAAAUAUAUGUAGAAGGAGAUUUCUAAAACUUCCUGUGUCUGCCCAUAGCUGUAGUUUGGAUUCUGGCAGAUGGAAAGGCCUGAAACCUGGAAUCAUUCUAGCAGAAUCCGGUUCAGACUGCGUGGACUCCAUCUUGUGCUCACUUUCAUGAAGUUUGCCCUCUUGUCAUAAUGCAGCCACCUUGGAGGAAACUGGCCAUUUCUGCUUGGAUUUUUGGCAGGGUUGCUCACAGCUUUGCUUUCCACACUAAUUACAUGGCAUUAUUCCAGUAUUGUUUUCCAUGUCCCAUACCUGAUUUCUGGCUUCUCAGAGCUGACUGUUCUUGUGGGGCCACUUGCUUCUCCUAGAGUACAAAGGUAAGGGCCUUCCUUACUGACUGCAGGGCCUAUAUAUUACACCUCAGUGUACACACUUUGCUGCUACUGUUUGUACUGUCCACAGUAGAACUUCCUUAUCUUGCUCCUGGUAGUGCAUUACAGGCAAGCAUGAAAUGUAAAGUAUUUAUUUAAAUAAAAAGAAAACCUCUAAAUUGGUAAUUGAAUUACCUCCCUGUAGCUUUAUAGUUUGUGACAUCUCUUGACCUUGCUAGUUCUUUCAUUAGAUCCGCGCAAGAUCCAGUCAUCUGGUUAAGGAUUUUCAGCAGACGCAACUAUGAACCCAAGAAACUGUAUUACUAUUACUGUUGGUCAUACUAAAACUGUUUAUUUCCUUACGUAUAUGACCUACAAGGAUGUGAAAUAACUACAAGAAACUGUUUUGUACACUGUACAUCCUUAGUAUUUUUACACGUAUAUGGUAGGGAUGCACAUUAUUUUCCUUCGUACAGACAGCCUAAAUAAAGCACUAUGUCAAUCUGCUA
This is a messenger RNA of Ceratotherium simum simum (southern white rhinoceros), 5059 nucleotides long. The record is from RefSeq and is a predicted model, not a curated record. NCBI's taxonomy places the organism in Eukaryota, Metazoa, Chordata, Mammalia, Perissodactyla, Rhinocerotidae.